UACAUUCACCUUUAAAUUUAUCAAAUAAAAUUUUUGCCUAAAGUCUAGUAAUAAAAAAUUAUGUCAGAUAAAAAAUACCGGCGAAUUGAACACGAAAAGUCAAUAUAAAUGUUUGAAGCCUUGAAUAUAAGGUGAGAAUAUUGUUACUCUUCCAUAGUGCCAGUGAAUGUUUUGAAAGAAUAAUAAAUUUUAAACCAAAAAUGUUCUCCGAGCAUAAAACUUAAUUUGGGUAGAUGCGCCGUAUGGAAAGUUACAUGAACGGGAAAUAUGCGGAACAUUCCACGUAAAAUUUUAUUACCCCACCAUUUUUCGUCUCUUUUUGAGGUAAUGGUUGUGGCAAGAAACAAACAAAUAAAAUUCUCACUUUUUCUUCGCUCUUUAAAAUGAACGAUACUCCAUCUAACCGCCGAAUAUUCAUAGCGCGUAUUUAUUGCGUUAUUAUCCAUCUUAUGUAUGUAUCAGCACAUAUAUAUUUUUCUCGCAAGGGGUUCCUUAUCAACCUGAAAUAUUCCGGAGAUGUACUCAUUCAUUCACUUAUUAAUUCGUUCAAUUGUAUUCGCGAUAAAAAGAGAUAAGAUGGGAUUUCUUAAUUGGAUAGUAAGUCGAUGAAUUGACUCUGCAGGAGUGAGAUAGCCGAUCGAUUAAUGUGAUGUAUGGAAAGACGCCAGUUACCUCUGUCAAGGAAUUAUUAUCUCGGGAGACCAUUUGAUUUUUUACCAGUGUUUUUUUCCGAGUCACGCAUUAUCAGAUGGUGCAUGUCCACACGGAGAAAAUUAUUUGGAAUUAUUUGGUGAAAUAUAGUGACUGGGGUGAACUAAUGGUCACUCCAAACGUUGUAGAGUAAACUAAUCAUAAUGCAAUAUCGCACAGAAAAUGAGAUGGGUGGAUUCGUCCAGUGGACCUUCGUCAAUUGAACCCUUCGGGGCAGAUCAAUCGUAUCCAAUUGAGAGUUUCACGUGAUAUCGUUUUAUUCUUGUGAUUGAGCAACUCUAGAGUUACAAUUUUCCAAAGUGUUGUGCACCUAAAGAUAGAUUUUCCAGUUCAAUGAAUGCCAGGAAAAUAUGUCAGGUGAAAAUAUAAAGGCUACGAACGAGUGAAAAUCGUACUGGCGAGGACAAGGGUAUUAUCAUACACAAAUACGAAGAUCGUGUUCCCGUUGUUUUCUACUCUGUUGAUACGACGCGAAUGAUAAUAAAUGAAGCCAUGACACGGGAUAUCAGUGACCAUCAUCCAAUAGUUAUUAAAUUUGAUAAAUCUCGUUCGAAAUUCCAUUGACCCUAUUGCGUACGAUCACGAACUUAUAAUGAAAGAGUGUCGAGGAUUUCAUGCGGAAAUUACUGACUUUGGCAUUCGAGAAUGGCCACCGAGGACAUUGCGAUAACUUCACAUCCAAAUGAUAAUGAAUUCAAUAAUAUGGACUCGAGUUCAACUGGAAAGAGAUGGAGAAACCUUCUUGCCUUCUGGAUGCUAGGACUCUGCAAUAAUUAUGGUUACGUGGUGGUGCUCACCGCUGCACAUGAUAUAUUGGUCUCUAAGUUUGGAUCGAAUGAUCAUGAUAAGACCAAUAGUUCGAUAACGAAUACAACCAUUGAUUCCCGCGGCUGUAAUGCAGUAUCAACAGGAGCUAUUUUGCUAGCGGAUAUAGUUCCCUGUCUCCUAGUAAAAUUAAUGGUACCAUUUCUACCAUUUUUCGUGCAUAUCCGGAUGGCGACCUGUGUCCUGUGUUCAAUUGCUGGAUUUCUAGCUGUUUCUCUUGGUGAAUCACAAUGGAUCACCGUUUUUGGGGUCAUCUUGACAUCCAUUUCCUCGGGUCUUGGAGAGGUCUCCAUUGUCAGUUAUAGUCACAAGUUUGGAAAAGAAAGCAUAGCUUCGUGGUCAUCCGGUACUGGGGGAGCUGGAAUCAUAGGUGCUUUCUCCUACACUGGACUAACUAUGAUUAUGUCUUCAGAAAAUGCGUUACUUGCAAUGCUCAUUGUCCCUGUCAUCCAAGCAAUAGCUUUCUGGCUUCUGAUGGUACAUCCAGAGGAGCGACCAAUCGUCAAAUAUGGUAUUGACAGUCAAGAGGAGAUUGUGAAAAUGCCCAAGAAGUCGAUUCCAGAGAAAUUCCAGCUGCUGCCAAAGUUACUGGUUUACUUGAUACCCCUGACUCUCGUGUAUUUCUUCGAGUAUUUCAUCAAUAUGGGUUUGUACGAACUCAUUCAAUUCGAUGGCAUUUGGUUGAGUCACUCCGAGCAGUACCGGUGGCUGCAAGUUGACUAUCAAAUUGGGGUUUUCAUCUCAAGAUCUUCAGCUACUUUUAUCACUUUCAAAAAAGUUUGGCUGAUGGCAAUUCUUCAGGGCUUGAAUGUCAUCUUAUUCUCUACGGAGGCAAUCUUCUUUUUUAUUCCAAAUAUUUGGAUAAUUUUCGUCGUGACGUUUUGGGAAGGACUCCUUGGUGGGGGAGCCUAUGUUAAUACUUUUUACAGUAUGGUUCAAACGAUACCUGCCGAGGACCUUAAAGAUUCACUAGGAAUCGUUACCAUGGCCGACUCACUCGGAAUAACAUUAGCAGGAUGGACAGCCAUGGAGGCUCAUUCAGCAAUCUGUAAGCUACCUCGACCAAUUCGGUGAUGUUCAUCAGUACGAAUUGUCGAUUUCACACUUCGACUGAUGAACUCAAAUCCUUGAGAAUGGUAUUACGCUUAAAAAUCUCAUCCUCCAGGUGUGGAGAUUUUUUUUUGAGUAUUGCAAAUGUUUUAUUAAGGAUAAUUGAUGUAACGUGGGCGAGAAUGAACAGAAUGCAAGUGCGAAUGCCUUUGUGGCACAAACCGGACGUAUUUUUGAUAAUCACGCUCAGUGGUUCCUAUGGGUACCACAGGGAUAAUUUAUUCCAGGUAUAGUUAUCUUUAAUUUCAUGUACACGGAGAAUUUAUUGUGACGACAACUCUAUCAUGGGAUCAACGUCCGCUUCGGAUACCAUGAUUCGAUAAGCUUUUAUUAGGAUCUUUUAUUAUGAUUAUACAAAGAAUAAAUAUGUGCGUACAUGAGCACAUGGUCAUAUUUU
Diachasmimorpha longicaudata is the source of this 3043-nucleotide messenger RNA. It is a transcript of the gene Cln3, whose product is annotated as battenin. Gene Ontology annotation, cellular component: membrane; lysosome. The record is from RefSeq and is a predicted model, not a curated record. Gene Ontology annotation, biological process: lysosome organization; regulation of intracellular pH. NCBI's taxonomy places the organism in Eukaryota, Metazoa, Arthropoda, Insecta, Hymenoptera, Braconidae. Bases 1357 to 2610 code for a protein of 417 amino acids. The transcript is spliced from 8 exons.